This is a messenger RNA of Chlamydomonas reinhardtii, 5567 nucleotides long. RefSeq lists its product as uncharacterized. NCBI's taxonomy places the organism in Eukaryota, Viridiplantae, Chlorophyta, Chlorophyceae, Chlamydomonadales, Chlamydomonadaceae. The record is from RefSeq and is a predicted model, not a curated record. Bases 340 to 2904 code for a protein of 854 amino acids. The transcript is spliced from 4 exons.
UAUCUUUGCGUUGGCGGGACUUCCCUAAUUGGCCUGAUCGGCGUCCGACUCAAUUGAUGGGCUGUCUUAGGUCGCCAAGCGCGCCAGCGUACCCGUAUACACAAUACUGCUGGGGAGGGAAGUAUGAUAUCGUUAUAAGACACCCGCGCGUAUUUCUUCGGCCGACUGCGAGACUUGAAAAACAGCGUUGCGUCCGCCAGAGAGUUCAGCUCCCGAGCAGGCGCGCUAGGCCAGUAUCGUCAUAGAUACAACAUUUUGACAGCUAGCGGGGCGAAAGGAGGCGCUCCGCUUGAGGACUGGCCUGGAGAUAUUUUGGAGCUCUUUUCUGCCGCUGACUCGAUGGCUGCCUCUUUUUCCCUGUUCGACCUUGAGGAUGAGCAAAAGGAGCUUGAGCUGAGCUGCGGUGCGGGUAGUCUGCUGGCGGGGGGCUUGCGCGAGACUUGUGCGCUCCGACUGCAAGCCGCGCACAAGCCGCCGCCUUCGCGCCUGGGGACACAGCUGCUCGCUGACGUGAAGGAGGUCAUCAGGCAGCUUGGACCUGGCCCAUACGUGCAAUCGCAAUUGCCUGUGCUCGCGGCGCGGUUGCUCGAGCUGGGCUACGAUGUCAGCGUUCGCGAGGCGCUUGGCGGUGGCAGCGAAUGCUUCAAGUCGCUGCGUCACUCGUUCCUGGUGGUUCGCGGUCGCGGCGAGUACGAGGGCAUGGAGUUCAUCGUGGAGCCGGCGCUGCGGGCGCACUUCACCAUCCCGCACCCCUCGCCCGACUACGAGCAGAUGCUCGCGCGCGCGCCGGACGUGUUCGUGGGCGGCAGCUGCCGGCUGGCGCCGCUGGUGCAGCUGCUGUGCGCGCUGAUGGCGGACAGCUUCGAGCGGCAGGGCCUGGCGCUGCCGCCCUGGCGCAAGGAGGCCGCCAUGCUGUCCAAGUGGCUGCCGGCCGCGGCCAGAACCCGCGAGCUGCGUCCCGUGACCCACUCACGCACGGGAGCCGGCGCCGUCCCUUCCGCCGAACCCUCCAACACCGGCUACGGCUUUGCCCCGGCCGUCACCGGGGACUGCCUUAACUUCACUGGCUGCACCGCCGUCCCCGGCUCCCGCUCCGCCUCCCCCGCCUCGGCCGCUGCCGCGCCCGACGGCGACGCCCCGGUCGCUGGCGGCUCCCCCAUCUCCGUGUUUGCUGUGACCGGCGCCUUCUCGCCUGUGUCGCGCCUCGUGGGCGCCGGCGGCCUCAAUGCGGGGCCCCACGGUUUCGGCGCUAUCGCCGCCGCGGCGGCACUGCCCACCGGCAUGCCCCGCUGCCCCUCGGAGCCGCCGGUGCUGCAGUUUGGUUUCCAGCUGCCCGCGGCGCCGGCGGUGAGCGUGGAGGUGGUAGCUGCUGAGCAGCUGCUGCACACGCCGGCGCCAAACCACCAGCAGCACCAGCAGCAGGCGCAGGCGCAGGGACACAAGCGGGCUGCGGAGGCGGUGCCGCGGGCGGGCCGCUCCACUGCCGCCGUGCCUUACGUCACCACGGUCGCCAGCAAGGGUGCCGCCACAGCUGUGGGCUACGCGGCCUGGGGCGCCCUGCCCGCCACCGCCGCCACCGCCGACAACUCCACCGCCGGCCUUGUGGCGGCGGAUGUGCUGGCGGGCAGCAUCAGCGCCGGCGACACCGCCGCCAUGAGCGUCGGCGGCGCGAGCUGCUGCGACUGCGGCUGCGGCAGUGCGGACGGCUCCACACACAGCGCUCUGGACCUUGGUCUGGACCUGGGUCUGGGCCUGGGCUGCAUGACUGAUGAGGCCGCCGUGCGGGAGGGCGUCGCCUCCUCACGCUACGGCGGCGCCCACAGCAUUUUCCUCAGCCUGGGCACCGGCGUGUUGAUUGACUGCUGUGGCGAGGACGAGGACGAGGACGAGGCCGGCGUCGAGGUCGCGGGGGGGCUGUUGGAGAUGGAUGCACGGGCGGAGGCGGAGGCGGGCCAGGGACGGGGCCAAAACGAGACCUGGUACCGCAGCACCGCGACCGGCAUGCUGCCGGCGCCAUGUGCUGGUGAGGGCGGCCGGCGCAGCCUGGAUGCCGCGAAGGCGCUGCUGCUGGACAGCCCCUGCGCCGCCGCCGCCGCCGCCGCCGCCUCCACCGCGGCGGCUGACGCCAGCGGUUGCAAGAGGCCGCGGCCGCGGCGGCAGCAGCCUGGCGAGCGCGAUGCGAUGCCUGGCGGCGGCCUGGCCGCGAUGAUGGCGGCGGCUGCUACAGCCGCUCCUGCUGCAGCCGCUUCUGCCGCCGGUCUUGCUACAGCCGCGGGUGUGGUAGAGCGCCGGCCGCCAGUGCACCCCGCCGCGCCCGCCAUCCACCUGGUGCGCCGCCGACAGCAGCCGCAGCCGCAGGAGCACGACACUGCUGCCGCUGGUGGCGGCAACCGCAGCGGCUGCGGCAGUGACGCCGCCGCUGCCCCCGUGACGCCGCCGCUACAGCCACAGCAGCAGCAGCAGCAGCAACUACAGCCGGGGCUACAGCUUGCGAGCGCCCGCCCGCACUCCCAGGCGGAGCACCCUCUGCAGCAACAGGUCCUGGCUUUCCAGCGCCUCAGUCAGCACAGCGGCGCCCGUGCCGCCAGCGGCCAGCAGCAGCUGUUAGUGGCGACGCAUCCCAUCGCGGCCGCCGCCACUGCCGCCACAGCGGCGGCGGUGACCGCGUCUGCCGCCGCCGCUGUCGCCGGCAUGCGCGCGCUCAACACCGCGCCGCCGCUGCAGGCCGCCGACAAGUCGUGGCUGCCUUGGAAGCUUCCCGCACAUUACGGAGGAGAUGGCGUGGCGGAGGCCGACAUACUCGUAUAUCCCGUGUCGUCUUCGGCUGCGGCAGUGGCGGCGAUACAGUAUGGACAGCCGCGUGCCGCCGCCCCAGCUGGUGCGCUGAUGAUUUCUAGCUACUAGCUAGUACGCUUAUGCAAUGGCUAUAGCGUCGCUGCAGCACGGUUAUGGUGUGCAGCUGAGUAGAAGUGUAGGGCCUGCUAGAUCCCGCAAUGGCGGGGUGGCAGGCCGGAAAGGCCUUCUCUCUUCUUAAAAGUAUUCCAAAGCUCCUUUCCUCCCGCUGUUACAAGUUCACAAACGCGCGUGCUGGCACUCGGCGUUUUCGCUGCUUUGCUUGCUUGCCUACACCAAAGCGACAGUGGCGCGCGUUUUGAAGGCUGACGGAUUGACCUAGGAUGGCAUUGAAUGCACACGCGCGUGUGCCUGCCAACUCUAAUUGGAGGCCACGUAGGAAGCCCCACUGGGGCCGAAGUUUUGGUGCGACGACGGCGAUUCUUACCUUACCUAAGAAGCUUUGGAAGAUACUCUGCAGGCGCGUUUUUCCAUGUGGGAGAACCCCACUUGCGCGUGCAUAGCUGCGAAGAUGAACGGAGUGGUCGAGGUGGAGGGUUGUGAGCGGGAGGAGGGUACCAGGUGUGUCAGUGACACCAGGAAUGGGUGAAUGGGUGUGCGUGUCAGUAUGCGCUCGAAUAAAGGACAACACCCAUUGCUGAAGACCCUGGCGUGAGACGAGACGAGUUUGAAGAGAAUGCGCGGGAGAUGUACAGAGGCGAUGUAUCCAAAUGGCGAUUUUGGACGCACUGAUGAAUAGAGCGGGAUGUGCGCGCGCAUGGAGGGGGCAUCAAAGUACGGGUGUGGUAGGAACUGCACAUUAGUACCGUUGAUCGGCAUGAGACGGUGGAUGCGGCGAGCUGACGUAAUGGGGGUUACGUACUGUGCCGAAGCAAGCUGGAGAAGACACGGAGAGGUGACACCAGCGUGAGGGGAAGCAAAGCGCGUGUGCCGCGGCUGCCUGUUUAAAUAACAGGCCAACUGGCGGAAAAGGGGCCAGUUGGUUGGGACGUGAGGAAAUGGUGUGGGUGACGGCGGUGCGCCUACUUUGGGGAAUGGCGUGCCUCCUGUCCCCUUCGUGCCGGGGCGUUUACUUUUCCCCUUGUGAUCUGAUGACGACGGAUGGGCAGCUGGAUUCAAUAAAAAGAGAUUUUGGAUGCUGGUAUCGGGAAAUGCUGCUGGAUUGGUUGCGCCGGGCUGUGACCGGGCCGUGACUGAGAAUGAGGGGCCGGGUGAAUUAGGAGGGACAAGGAAAGAAACACAGGUAAAGGAGCACGGAUGUGGAGAGAAGAGGGAGAGUGCCAUUGGGCGAGGAUGAAAGGUUGGCAGUGAGAAUCGGGGUGAGGCCCAAGGUGUGCGGCGUAGCAGUAUUUGAUUGCGGUUGCUUCUGCGGUUGCUGCGCCCAGUGCACAGAGAUUGAGGGCCCAUUCAUGUUCGCACGCACACAUCGCCGCAGCAGGACGUUGCUUAUCAAGGGGCACCACCCAAGCCGGCCCUAGGUCAAUGGGGAGACAGACGUUGCAGGCACAUGGACACGUGCGGCGUCUGUGGCUUGGGUGACCUUGCAUCCACCAAUUCAUUUCCGGUACACACAAGUGAUUUGAUGAUAAAGCGGCUUUAUCCACGGUCUAGGCUGUGGAGGCGCCAAAUGUGGCGCGCCCCAAAACCUCGUAAAAAUUCUGCAAAUCGCAUUUGACUGCUGCAAGUUCCUGCUGGAUUGAGCCAGAGGAACUUGCGAGCUGCUAGUGAAUGUCUUUCGAGGAGGUGUGAUUUGGUUGAGCCAUGAGUGCGAAGGGCGGGGAGGUGGAGGAGUUGGGUCGCCAUCCGGUUAAGUAAAGCUAUCCCAGAAGAUGCAGUGUAUGGUGGCGGAGUUGUCAGGGUUGGUGUGGUGUUCGUGUGUGUGGUUGGCCAGGGGCAGAAUGUUGCUGGCACGUGGGAUUUUGAUGCGUUUGCGUGUACAUAUGACUAAAGUUGUCGGACUGUUCACCUGCGAGGGGUUGCGGACGGAAGGCACCGGACUAACGGAGCGCGUGAGGGUGCGGGCGCAGCAAUUUUGGAGUGGCAGCAUUCGGGGCCUUGCAUAUGCUUACUUCGGUUCAGUCAGUGGCGGCUGGCCUGGCUGAUGAGAUUAUGUUAUUUUGAUGGAGGCCGGGACUGAGUCACAGGCGGAGCCGGCGGGGGUUAAAGCAGCCUGGACGGAGGCAGCACGACUUGAUUACUGAUGUGAGGCGUCGCGCAAAUAGCGGGCUGCCGGCGUUGAUGAGAUGAACGAUUGUGCGUUCCUGUUUGCAUCAUGGUGUUAUGCGGUGUGAUGGGGUGGGAUGCGUUUGGUGUGGUGCGGUCCGUGUGUGUGGCGAGCCAGCCCAGUCGGCCUUUGGGGGCGCGCCCACCACACAACACAGCGCACAUACAGCCACGGUGAGUACCGCGUACUUAUCGUAGUUCGGGGAAUAUGGUUUUGGUUUUGGUGGUUGCAAGAGCCUUAAAGGUGCUCUGCGCGUUAUGCUUCGUUUGGUCUAUCACUGAAUUUUGUAAGGUUUAAUGUUUCAUGUAGCGGUCGCCUGGGUGGUAGCGGUUGCAGGCAUGCUACUGCAUGCUGGAUGGCUGGCAGUCAUGCUGCAUGGCAGGUGGCCAAUGGUGCAAUGGUGUUGCACACAGGGCGGUGGGGCGGCCGAGGCAACGGACGCAGGAGCGCUGCGGAAGCGCAAGGCAAAGUCCUGUAAGCAUACAGUUAC